Molecule: messenger RNA, 857 nt
Organism: Thrips palmi
Lineage: Eukaryota; Metazoa; Arthropoda; Insecta; Thysanoptera; Thripidae
Exons: 4
Coding region: 215-847 (210 amino acids)
Source: RefSeq, a predicted model, not a curated record
UUCAUAGGACCCAUCGUGUUGUACUUAUCGCAAGGUCAUCCCACUUCACUUUGGACCGUGAGCAUUGUAAGGUCGUCACUUCACGUGUAUUUUUUAUUUAGCAAAGGCGAGGUGAGCGUCCCGAGCAGCGGUCUAUUACGCGACACCGUAACACGAAGAAACAUGCACGCGCGACCGCACACCACGAAAGAAAGAAAUGGUCCACACAGUCUGAAUGCUCAUUCCCAUGGGGACCAUGUCUCUCCCUGCGCGGCUCGUCCAGCUCCUGUUGGCCACAACCAUAGUAAUGAUAAUCAAGUGCACUGCGCAGAUGCAGAUAGCCGGCCCUUUCCGAGUCGUACCGGGUUACAUGGAAGACUGCCCACCCGAAAUGAGACCAAAAACGGAAUUUUUCAAAGGUUACUACUCAGGUUUCCGAGACAGGAGAAACACAGACGUGUGGUACUAUUCCGGCAAUAUCACUACGUUUAUCACCGCUGAUGACAAUUACACGGCAACAUUCAACCUUGCUUCCUGGAGCUCAAGAGGAGGCUGGAAGGACAACGCCUUUCAGAAAAGUACCUCACGACUCUGCACCACUAUUAAGACUUUUUUUCCGAACGUAUGGAGAAAAGGCAUGAUGAUGGUAUUCAACGAUCCGACUAGGGACUGCCCUUUUCCACCGCAGGACACGUACUCAGUGAAUAAUGUUUCAACAAACUACAUCGCCAAGUUCCCUCCGAGUUUUUUCUAUGGCAGGUACCGAGGCACUGGUCAAAUUCUGAACACUGAGACGAAGGAGCUGAUUGCCUGCAAACGUUGCUACUUUCAAGUAGUGCCGAAACAACAAAAUUCUGCCACUCCAUAGAAAUGGACGG